Cyprinus carpio (common carp) is the source of this 2676-nucleotide messenger RNA. RefSeq names its product BTB/POZ domain-containing protein KCTD8-like. Gene Ontology annotation, molecular function: protein binding. NCBI's taxonomy places the organism in Eukaryota, Metazoa, Chordata, Actinopteri, Cypriniformes, Cyprinidae. The record is from RefSeq and is a predicted model, not a curated record. Gene Ontology annotation, biological process: protein homooligomerization; regulation of G protein-coupled receptor signaling pathway.
GAUCUCUGUUUGCCGUUCCUCCUCUUUCCCCCCUCCCCCCUCUCUCUUUCUCUCUCUCUCCCCCAGUGUCUCCAUCUCGUACUCCACUGCUCUCUUCAUCAACAGAGGGACAACAGCUGAGGAAACUUGAUAGCACUCCAUCCCCUUCUCUCCUCCUCUUCCCUUUUUCUUAACCUCCCUCUUUUCUUCUCUCUAUCCCUCUCUCAUUCUCCAGCAGCGAUGUAGUUCUCUCUCAAACUUUAACAGCUGUUUGGCAUUGAAGUCUUGACUCAUAUCCAUCACGUGUGGACCUCUAUGGAUUCGUUCCCUGGUUCUUUUUGAGAUAUUUCUAGAGCUGCCUCUCUUCAUUCAUCUUCUGUUUACCUUGUCGUGUUGGUGUGUUUGGACCAUGGCCAUGAAGGAAACCAUACUCCCUAUUAGUGAGGUGUCGAUUCCAUACCCGGAGGUCGUGGAACUCAACGUUGGUGGCCAGGUGUACGUCACCAAGCGCUCCACCCUAGUCAGCAUACCUGACACCACCCUCCACACCAUGUUCACACGGUGCAGCCCACACGAGUUGCCCCGCGACAGCCGAGGGCGCUUCUUCAUUGACCGCGAUGGUUUCUUGUUCCGAUACGUGCUAGACUUCCUACGGGACCGCCAGCUCGUGCUACCAGAACACUUCCCGGAGCGGGAACGUCUUCAGCGUGAGGCCGAGCACUUCCAGUUAGGGGAACUGCUUAGACUUUUGGGCCCACGUGUAGCCAAGCAAGGCUCGCUUAAUGACGAAGGCUGCCAGAGUGACAUUGAAGAAAGUUCACAGAGUAGCGAGUUGGUGACUCGAACUGGAAACUAUGCCAUCACCUACGCAUCUUCCUCUUCCAUUCUGGACAAGAGGUCUGGGUUUAUUACAAUAGGUUAUCGGGGAUCCUACACGAUGGUGAGGGAUAACCAAGCCGAUGCUAAGUUUCGCCGUGUGGCACGGAUCAUGGUCUGUGGGCGGAUCGCCCUUGCGAAGGAAGUUUUUGGGGACACUCUAAAUGAAAGUCGAGAUCCGGACCGUCCACCAGAGAAGUACACCUCCCGCUUCUACCUGAAGUUCACCUACCUGGAGCAAGCGUUCGACAGGUUGAGCGAGGCUGGGUUCCAGAUGGUGGCCUGCAACUCAAGUGGGACAGCUGCGUUCGUUAACCAGUACAGAGAUGACAAGAUCUGGAGCAGCUACACGGAGUACAUCUUCUUCAGACCUGUGUGCAAGUCAGCAUCCCCUAAACUGGAGUGUGAGGAGCCCAAGUGCGAGAAACUGCUGGAUAAGGCCAGCGAGAGCGGAGCCUCGUUGAACGAGCUCUCCACAUCCAGCUCCGAGACCCACUCAGAGGCCACGUCUCCCCAGGACGGGGGUCCCAUCCUGGUGUCACGGGGUGAGGUUGUGGGGGGCUCGCUGGCUCCGUGCGGUGCCCUGCACUCUGUAUCUCGACCUCCGAGCACUCUUACUCUGGGCCGACCGCCCAAGAAAGGAUCUUCGGUGCAAUGGAUGGAGCUGCCGGAUAAGAGGCGGAACAGCGAGCUGUUCCAGUCCCUCACUAGCGGGGUUGGUCCGCAGGAAGGUGGGGGAAGCGGUCUGACCCGGAGGAAGACUCUGGAGAGGCCCAGCGUGGAGGAGGAAAUGAAACAGUGCAUCCGAGAUUUCAGAAAAAUCAAGAUCCCUCCAGCGUUCCCAGAGCGCAAACGGCAGUGGCAGUCAGAACUGCUUCAGAAAUACGGCCUAUAAAGAAAACUCAGGAUAGGCCACUGGUUUAAACUAUCCAACCGAUUCACAAUCUCGCACAAUAGAUUGCCCAACAGACUUUAAAGCCCUCAAAGGCCUUGAUUCCCACUGAGAAACCAAACAACUGAGUAUCAGAAAAGAGAAUGAAAGAACUUGAACCAACGAAACGUUCCACUUUGCUCUGUUUUUGUUCAGAUUGACAGCAUCAUUCAUAUCUUUGAACUAUACUUUAAAAACCUACCAAAAAGUGUUGAUGGAGAAUGUUUAAGUGAAAAGCCAUUAAUUUUAGAGUCAUCAAAAUAAACCUUUCUGUUGUCCAUAAGGUCUGCAAGUAGGGCUCAUAGUAUAUCUCUAUAAACUAUUAACUAUAAACUACAAUUUAAAAUGUUCAUCAAAUUGCAGUUAAUCACAUAUAUAACAGCAUUUGCUAAAAAAGCCCCCAUUUUGCAAUCAAGUCUAUCAGUCCUGGGCUGUUCGAAUAGGACACUUCCAUAUAUUUCUUAAUUUUUGGUUUAUGUUGACAAAUUAUAGAUGGAUGUCUUUGGAUGUUGCAUCAUUUCUUGUGUCAUAUCUAUUUUUUUCAUUAUGUGUCACAUUCCAAACCGUUUUAAGUCUUGUGCCACAUUAAAUGUGUUCAUUUAUUGGAAUAAAUUAUAUUAUAUGGAUGUUAAACUGACAGCCCUAUAAUAGAAUUCUAUACAAUAAAUUUAAAUAUAUAAACAUACAGCUGUAUAUUUGCUCAUUAAGCCAGAAUUGGAAGGUACGACGAACGAGUUGCACAUAAUCUCAAAUCCAAACUGGAAUAUAAAAGGAUAUAGGGAUUUUAUAUUAGCAGCAUAAAAUGAGGACAGAUACAUAAUAUAAUGAAUAAAUUAUCUUCUCAUUCCAUUCCUUUGGAUGACCUAAUUGUUACAUUUAUAUGUUGGACA